AAGUUAAAAAGAAUUGAAAGAAUCAAGUUAAAUGCUCUUUUCCUUUCAAAAAUUACAUUGCAAAAUACAAAAAUUAACUGCUUAUCUGAAUAUGGUAAAACUGUGAGUGUAGCGUGUCAUGCAAUGUAACAAUAGUGUGUCCACCGGCCGAAAAUAGCGCUUGCGCAACACAUUCAGGAAUCCACAGUUAGUUUUCCAGUACUCAGCAGUAAUUACAAAUGUCGCAAGCUGAAAGACAGCGAGUCAUGUAAACACAUGAGAAACUGUAAUCGAACUGAGCAGAACUGAGUGAAUGUUUACUAAUUCGGAUCUUUUUGUUAAAAGGAAUCAAUAGUAUUUAUUUAUUCAAAGGUGGUAGAAUUUUAACCACUCUGUUAUAACGCUGCUGAUUAAGUACACGCCGUGUUAUCUGAAUAGUCUAUAUAUAUUAAAGUGUAAAGUGUAAGUGAUAAAACGUAUCAACAUUUAUGAGAUAAACCAAUGAAAAAUUAAAUUUGCAUUGCUAGCUUCGGAUUAGCACAAGAUUAGAAAUGGACUUAUUUGCAAUUAUCGGUCUAUUCAUUGUAAGUUAUUAUUUCGUCUACCUAAUUCUUCCUUCGAUCUUGGACUGCGAUUUGUUGCUCGCUUUUUCAGAGAGAUUCGGCAAACCUGUGUCUUCAUUGGCAGGCAAGACCGUAUGGAUAACAGGCGCGUCCAGCGGUAUCGGAGAACACUUGGCUUACGUUUUAGCCAAAGCAGGCUGUAAAUUAAUCCUAUCCGCUCGCAGAGUUGCCGAAUUAGAUCGAGUGAAAAGAAAAUGCUUGGAAGAAAACAAACACUUAAGCGACAACGAUGUGGAAGUGUAUCCUUUGGACUUGCUUAAUCUGGAGUUGCAUAAUACAGCGGUGCGACACGUCAUCGAUAAGUUCGGCAAGUUGGACAUACUCGUCAACAAUGCUGGCCGCAGUCAACGGGCGCAGUGGGAAAACAUCGAUCUCACCGUCGAUAAGCAAAUGUUCGACUUGAACGUGUUCUCCAUAAUGUCCUUGAGUAGAUUGGUGGUCAAGCACUUUUUAGAAACUGGCGGCGGUCACAUCGUCGUUACCUCGAGUCUCGCGGGAAUCUUACCGGUACCGAGAUCGGCGACAUAUUGCGGAGCUAAGCAUGCAUUACAUGGUUACUUCAAACCAAUGUUCUUAGAGUUUCCUGAUAAGCAUAUCGACGUCACAAUGGUUUGUCCUGGCCCGGUGCAGACUGAUUUUCUAGCCGAGAGCUUUACAGAGAAAUCUGGCGAAAAAUACGGUAUAAACACGGAUGUAAGUAAAAGCAAAGUUACUGCUGAACGCUGCGCAUUUUUAAUGGGCAUUGCAAUUGCAAAUAAACUGGAGGAAGUAUGGAUCUCCAGAUCGGACUCACUGCGAAUGUUGUACUUGAUUUAUUGCUUCCCGAAUUUUGCAAAAUGGAUGAUAAAGAAUUUGGGAAUGAAAUACAUAAUGAAGUUACGAGAUGCUAAUGCUUUCAAGCAAAAAUAAUCAGACUCUGAAAAUGGGUAAUUAUUUUUAUAUUAUUUAUCAAAGUGCUCUUCAAAGUAUUUAUAAUAUGCAAUGCCAUAUUUACAUAUGCAAAAGGCUGUUAUAUUAAUAUAAAAAUGUAUAUCACAUGUAUAUCACAUGUAACUUAAUGUCAACAAAGAAUAAAAUAUGUUCCUAACAUUUCAA
This is a messenger RNA of Linepithema humile (Argentine ant), 1697 nucleotides long. Its product is annotated as dehydrogenase/reductase SDR family member 7. Lineage: Eukaryota; Metazoa; Arthropoda; Insecta; Hymenoptera; Formicidae. The record is from RefSeq and is a predicted model, not a curated record.